AUGCCGCGCCGUGCCCUUUGCAUGAGUUGCACCAGUAGUGCCUUUGCUAUUGUCAUGUGGUGCGACGACAACCUCCAAGUCAAGACGGCCGAUGCCGAGCACCUGCGCAGUGAAGACCGCCACUGGUUCUGUUUGAGCUGUUUCGAACGACUGGAACGACUCGGAACCGCCAAGACUUGCCCGUACAAUUACUGUUUGAAUCGAGGCACGCAAACGCCGGACUCGAUAACCUACUGGCUUUGGAACCAGGAGACCCACGUCUACGACGUGGUGGACUCUUGGAAGCCUUAUAGUCACUGA
This is a messenger RNA of Akanthomyces muscarius, 300 nucleotides long. RefSeq lists its product as uncharacterized. The coding region runs from base 1 to 300 and encodes 99 amino acids. The record is from RefSeq and is a predicted model, not a curated record. The transcript has 3 exons. NCBI's taxonomy places the organism in Eukaryota, Fungi, Ascomycota, Sordariomycetes, Hypocreales, Cordycipitaceae.